Messenger RNA from Anopheles nili, 762 nucleotides. RefSeq lists its product as uncharacterized. The coding region runs from base 1 to 762 and encodes 253 amino acids. The transcript has 7 exons. NCBI's taxonomy places the organism in Eukaryota, Metazoa, Arthropoda, Insecta, Diptera, Culicidae. The record is from RefSeq and is a predicted model, not a curated record.
AUGGGCAAGCACGACAUGAAGCGCGGCAUUUCCCAGCGAUCCUCGGAUGCCGGCGAAUCCCCCAAGCAUUACGCUUCGACAAAUUUAGUUGGCAAAUUUACACAGAGCGUCCGGCGAAUAGUGCAGGACGUGAAGGAUGAAGGAUCGCCAAGUGGUAUGAGCCGCGAGGAGCUGAUCGAGACGAACGAACGGCUUCGUGCGGUCCGGAUCCGACUGGAGGAAUCGUACGACACCGCCAAGAAGGCACUCGUCAACCUGAUGAACAAGUACGGUGACUCCAAGAGCCAGCGCAACAUCUUCAACCGCUAUCCGAUGCUAAAGCUCAUGAUCAAGGAUGUCAUCCGACUGGAGACGCAGUACUGGACGUUAGUCGAGAUCCCGAAGCAGGAGAAACUGGAAACGGUACCGGCAUUCGUGCUGCGGGCCUGCAGCAUCAUGGAGAAGUCGCAGAAGUCCGGCGAGGGAGUCAAAACGUCCGCCAAGUUGGCUGAGGAGGCGGCUGAAAGGCGCGAACGGAUGGAACGACUCGAAACCAUGACGACGGCUCAGAUCGAGCAGGAGAACACGCAGAUGAUCAACGAUCUGUACCGCUUGCUCAAAAAGUACACCGGGCUGAGGAACCUGAUCCGGGAGCUGAAGUCUGAGUACGGCAACUCCAAGAUCUACCCCAUCUUCCCACGGUACACGAUGCUGAAGGACAUGAUCAAGGACAUCAUGCACGAUCCGGACUACAUGGAGGUCUGCCACGAGGUGGAUAACUGA